AUGGUACUCAAUCCCACUUAUCUAGCGCAGCGGACGCGGUCCUCUAUCAACUGGCAAGAUGCGAGACGGAGAGUUUUGAAAUCAUAUCGAGAGUGGUUACGAGCGUCGCCUGAGAUCCAAAACAUGUAUUCCCUCAAUCUCCCCGUCUCUGCUAUCCGCACAAAGAUCCGCCAGGAGUUUGAACGUCAUCGAUACGUGAACCAAUUACCAGUUGUGGAUGUAUUGGUAGCCAAGAGCAAUUCUGAGUACCAGGAAACACUCAACUAUUGGAAGCAACUCUCACAUGUGAUGAAAUACUUCCGCGUCGAAGAAGACCCCACUGCAAAGCUGCCGAAGAACUUUAUGUCUGGCUUCCUGGAGGAAAAUCAACAAAAAUCGAUAAAGUGA
Histoplasma capsulatum G186AR is the source of this 387-nucleotide messenger RNA. RefSeq names its product NADH-ubiquinone oxidoreductase. Gene Ontology annotation, biological process: response to oxidative stress. NCBI's taxonomy places the organism in Eukaryota, Fungi, Ascomycota, Eurotiomycetes, Onygenales, Ajellomycetaceae. Bases 1 to 387 code for a protein of 128 amino acids. The record is from RefSeq and is a predicted model, not a curated record. The transcript is spliced from 5 exons.